UAGUGUAUAAUUCCACAUUCGAUCGUCAACAUUGAACGUGUUUGGGUGAUAGUGAUUAUUGAGUUAAAAAUAUUUGUAGCAAAACAAAAAGCGUAAAUGUGGCUUUGAAGACCGCUGGCAAAAAAAAAAGAGAAAAAUAACUGAUCACAGUGAAAUCGUCAACAUAUCAACAUCUGCUGAGCAUCAGUAGACGAUUAGUGUAAGCAACAUUAAAUCAAAUACAACAAAUAGCAACAACAAAAUCUUAAACAAUCACAAUCCAAGAUGUCCAACAAAUCAACGAUAGCAAAAAAUACAGCCGACGAGAUUGAUAAGAUACGUCUUAAUCUGGGCGAAGAUUGGAAAGUGCUUCGAUCUGUCUAUGAGCUGUUGCAUAAUGAGAAAGCGUUUUGUGUGUCCGAAGCGGAUCGCGAUGCUGUAAAAAUUGUACAUUUUGUGCAGCCGGACGAAAUGAAGCAAUUGAUUGACCUGAGCAUCGAUGAGAAUAAAACUCACACCAUACAAGAGAUACAGGAUUUAUGUCGAUUGGUGAUUAAAUAUUCAGUAAAAACCAAUCAUGGCCGGUUUCACAAUCAGCUCUUCGGACAAAUGGAUCCGUAUGGGUUGAUGGGGCAAUGGAUUACCGAUGCGCUCAACGCUAGUGCUUACACUUAUGAAGUAGGUCCCGUCUUCUCGCUGAUGGAAACGGAAAUCAUACACACCGUUUGCCAAUUGGCCGGCUAUGCUGAAGGUGACGGCAUCUUCGCACCUGGUGGUUCCAUAUCGAAUAUGUAUGGCCUUGUCUUGGCCCGCUAUAAGCGGCAUCCGCAUGUCAAGACUGACGGCAUGUUUGGCAUACGUCCACUUGUGCUCUUCACAUCUGAAGAGUCCCAUUAUAGUUUCAUUAAGGCCGCCCAUUGGUUGGGUCUAGGCGCCGAUAAUUGUGUCGUUGUGAAAACGAAUGAACGCGGCCAAAUGUUGUCAACCGAUUUGGAGGCGAAGAUUAUGAAAGCGCAAGAGACGGGAUGUGAACCAUUUUUUGUGAACGCUACCGCCGGCACAACAGUUUUGGGCGCAUUCGAUGAUCUCAAUGCAACAGCUGACGUGUGCGAGAAAUAUGGAUUGUGGUUGCAUGUGGAUGCAUGCCUAGGGGGUGCAGCUCUAUUAUCCUAUCAAAACCGUCAGCUACUGGCCGGGCUGGAGCGCACCAACUCUUUCUCUUGGAAUCCACACAAAUCACUCGGCGCUCCGUUGCAAUGCUCGCUAUUUGUCACGCGUGAACGUGAACUACUCACGCACUGCAAUAGCAUACAAGUUAACUAUCUCUUUCAACAGGACAAAUUCUACGAUGUAUCCUACGACACUGGCAAUAAGAGUAUACAGUGCGGACGCAAAAUUGAUGCUUUCAAAUUUUGGCUAAUGCUGAAGGCUCGCGGUUAUGGUAGUUUUGGGCGGCUCUUGGAUCAUGCGAUAGACAUCUCAAAACUUCUUAUUGAGAAAAUUAAGCAGCGUGGGAGUGAUCGUUUUCGUUUGGUCUUGGAUGAUUAUCAGUACAUGAAUGUUUGUUUUUGGUACAUACCGAAUGCGUUGCGAGGUCUCGAAGAAACGCCAGAGUGGCGAGAACGUUUAUUUGCCGUUGCGCCCAAAAUCAAAGAGCGCAUGGCUUAUAGCGGUACGCUGAUGAUCGGCUACACGCCGCUACUGUACCGCGGUUUGGGCAAUUUCUUUCGCAUGGUCUUCACUUGCUUCCCUGUGCUAGAAGCGACGGAGUUGGAUUUUAUUCUUGACGAAAUUGAGCGCUUGGGCGAAGAGUGCCAGUAUUAAGGAAUAUAGUGAGAUUAUUUGAUAUUAGGCUUUUUUGUACACACAGAGUUAAGUUUAAGGUUUAUAAAAUAAAUUGAUAUGUAAUA
Messenger RNA from Anastrepha obliqua, 1889 nucleotides. Its product is annotated as cysteine sulfinic acid decarboxylase. Lineage: Eukaryota; Metazoa; Arthropoda; Insecta; Diptera; Tephritidae. Bases 265 to 1803 code for a protein of 512 amino acids. The record is from RefSeq and is a predicted model, not a curated record. Gene Ontology annotation, cellular component: cytoplasm. Gene Ontology annotation, molecular function: carboxy-lyase activity; pyridoxal phosphate binding. Gene Ontology annotation, biological process: carboxylic acid metabolic process. The transcript has 7 exons.